Molecule: messenger RNA, 954 nt
Organism: Quercus robur (English oak)
Lineage: Eukaryota; Viridiplantae; Streptophyta; Magnoliopsida; Fagales; Fagaceae
Exons: 2
Coding region: 17-631 (204 amino acids)
Source: RefSeq, a predicted model, not a curated record
UUUUUUUUUUUUAGAAAUGACUACUAAAUUUAACCAGGAACUAUACACAUAUAUCAAUGCAAAGAAAAAUGAGCCCUUUUCUAGCAUCGGUCAGCGGAGAGUAAGGGUUGUUAAGAAAGAGAAAGAGAAGGAGGUGACCAAGAAAGGUUCAUCCACCCCUACUUCGGAGGAAGGCCAAGCUGCUUCCCUGGUCGUUUCUAUUGAGGAGAUCAUUCCUCCUUUGAAGAAAUGUCAGAUGGGGGAUAAGGGAAAGGAUAAGAUGGGAGCCAGCGUCUGGGUUGACACAGGGAUGACUCUUGCUUAUGGUGAGCCAUCAUGUGCAGAAGCUCAUCCAGGUGUUAGGGAGACGAUGCACAUUACCUCCCAAUAUCUGCUAAAUGAGGAGAAGGCCGUGGUGGCCAAUUCUAAGGUGGAGGUGUUGGAGGCUAAGGGUUCUCACCUGAGAAGAGACUUGAUUGCUGCAAUGGACGACAACAAUGCAUCUAAGGAGAAGCUCAAGGCUUUGUCCGAGAUGCUCAAUGCGGAGAAGUUGCUGGUGAAGCAGAAGGUCGAGCAGCUUGUGGCGGCCAACUUGAAAAUGAAGAAUGCUAUGACCAAGGCCAUCCAUGCCUUUCAACUUACGGACGAGUAAAAUACAAACCUGUUCAACUGGUAUUAUAAAGUUUUGAGCUGCUGAGGAGAUACCUAGUGAAGCAUGGCCCAGGGACAGACCUAGAUGAUCUGGACUUUGAGGCUAUAAACAAAGAAAUAGAAGCUAAGGAGGCCACGCAGGCUGCUCAGACUUCUGUAGCUGUUGACGAGGAACCCCUAGUGCUUGAAAAGGGAGGGAAUGACGAUCCUGCUACCUAGCUUCUUUAUCUUUCUUUACACAUUUUUCUGUACUUUUUGGGUACCUCGCCUGUUUUGGGGUUUAUGAACAAUUUUCAGCUGGAACUCCUUUUAUAUAUAUUUAUU